AUGCAGUCAGGGGUGAUGGAAGAGUGGAAAGAGGGAAAGAAGAAACAGCAAUUGAAUGCGGCAGAAGGAGACAUGGAAAUGCCCAAAGGAGAAGAGGCUAGUGGAUCGCAGAUCCAGGAUGAUGACUGUUGCAGUCUUACUCAUGACUCAAGCAGCAAUGAAGAAUUUGAGGCCUUUGUGGCCAGAAUGAGAAUGAGAAAGAAGAGACACGUCAGCUGUGUGGCGACUGCCUCAGGACUGGAUGAUGAAUAUGUCUGUGAGGAAAAGAAAGCUAAGAUGUACGAAACAAGUAGUGAAGAUGAGAUUCUGGAAAAGUCAUCUGAUACUGACGAACAGCUCACCACCAGGAAGCUUCCAUUUCCUCUUAUUGAUGAUGAUGAUAGCAAUGAUUUGGAGGUCCCAGUGCUAAAAGAAGGGAAUUUAUGUGAUGAGGGCCAAAGCUCCUCAAGUGAAAGAGAGCUGGGUGAAUUUGCUGCCUCCCAACACAAUUCAUCCAAUGAUGCUGGUGAGCAGAAUCUUGGUGAAAAUCUCUGCCAACCGUCAAAUGCUGCUGAGCCUACACUAGAGAUUGCGGAUGGAAAAUUGUCAACUGAUGAAGAGCCAGAACCUGUGGUAGAACAACCAAAGAAAAAGAAAGAUAAAACCAAAAAUAUCUCUGUGACACCUGGUAAGCCAGUUCCUGCAGGAAAAAAAAGGCAUGAGCCUUCAAAGAAGAAACUCAGCUCCGCAAAAUUUGAGAAAUGCCAGACUGGGAAUUCUGUGUGCAAAAUACCUGGAUGUUUCUUGCUUGAUCUUGAGAACUCAAAACAGUAUUCUGGAAAGAAUUUCAAGCAAAAUAAGGAUGAGCUGGUUCAGAAAAUCUACAACCUCUUUAACAGCUCUGUCUUUGACAAAAAGCUGCCAGAGAAAAUAGAGAUAGGCUGGAAUAAAAAGAUGCUUAGAACUGCUGGCUUAUGCACAACUGGCGAGACAAAGCACCCGAAGAAGGAGCGCUAUGCCAAGAUUGAGAUUGCUGUAAAAGUCUGUGACUCAGCAGACCGACUCCGGGAUACUUUGAUCCAUGAAAUAUGCCAUGCAGCCUCCUGGCUACUCGAUGGUGUCCGAGAUUCUCAUGGUGACACAUGGAAGUAUUAUGCCAACAAAUCCAAUAUGGUACACCCAGAGCUGCCCAGGGUCACCCGUUGCCAUAACUACAAGAUUAACUACAGGAUUCAUUAUGAAUGUACUCAGUGCAAAUCCAGGGUUGGCCGCUACACCAGAUCAUUGAACACCAAACGCUUUAUCUGUGCUAGAUGCAGUGGCUCUCUGGUUGUGCUGCCAUUAACUCGCAAAGAUGGAACCCCUAUUGAGCCCCAUGUGAGACCAUUUGCUAAAUAUGUGCAGGAGAAUUACAGAGUUGUUAAACAGGAGAUGGCAGGGAAGGGUCAUGGCGAUGUGAUGAAAAAGCUCAGCAAAGAUUAUAUCGCAAGUAAACAAAACCGAGAUCGUUGAGGUUAUCUGAGAGUAGAUUUAUGCAGGCAGAGUCCUCUAUUGGUUAAGAAGCUUUAAAAAAAAAAACAACUCUUAGUUUCUGUGAAGUAGCAAAUAUUAGAGAUUAAAUACUAUUUUGGGGUUCAUAUUGUUAACGAUGAUUGUUCUUAACUGGGGAUCCAUUUUGUGGCCUUGACAGUACCCUAAGGCCCUUUUGGAUCCAUCCUGGGUCUUAAUUUUAACUCCAUAGUUUUAACGUGUAGAACAAAAUGCAAACAAAAAACGAGUUUUUUAGAGUGGCAG
This is a messenger RNA of Trichechus manatus latirostris (Florida manatee), 1773 nucleotides long. It is a transcript of the gene GCNA, whose product is annotated as germ cell nuclear acidic peptidase. Bases 1 to 1491 code for a protein of 496 amino acids. The record is from RefSeq and is a predicted model, not a curated record. The transcript is spliced from 11 exons. Gene Ontology annotation, cellular component: nucleus. NCBI's taxonomy places the organism in Eukaryota, Metazoa, Chordata, Mammalia, Sirenia, Trichechidae.